AUAGGAACAAAUUGAUAUUUGGUUUUAAUCAGAGAGAGGACAGAGAUGAGAGCGGGAAGGAGAGGAAAGUAGCAUAAAAAUACCAGCCCGGCAGACUGCCACAGAUGUAGGGGAUACAGACGGGUACAACCAGGCAAUGGCAACAUAGAGUGGAAACCCAUUUUGCGUGGCUGGAGUUGACCCCUGGAUGUCUGGAUCAACGCGCCGUGCGGCAUGUGACAGCAGUGACGGAGUUGGAUAAGACAGAUCUCUCCGAGCUCUGCGUGGGUGCGCCGAGGUGGAAUGGACGCCGCCGGCAUAUGGACGGACCGCCGGAACGGGAGAGCCGUGGCGUCCCACUGACCUCCCGGAGGACCUCUGGGAGAUAGACUCGCACGCGGCGGGAGGAACUCUUGGCUGCUCCGGAUCUUCCAUCUCCAGACAUGAACCUGGUUCUCCUGGCCUUCAGGCUGAUGUGCCUGGCUUGGCUGUGGCCCGUCACGCUGCUCAACGGCAGUCACCGAUCCAACAAGAGGAGGCACAAGGACGUGUACCUUGGAGAAAAUGUCAAGAACAAACAUGGAGGACGAAUUGACUUCAAGAUGAAGAAGUCUGACAGCACCAAGUCCUUGCUGAUAAAAUCCGAACAGCUGCUCCGUAUCGAGGACCAUGACUUUGCAAUGCGGCCCGGCUUUGGAGGGGCAGCUAUUCCUGUGGGCAUAGAUGUGCAGGUGGAGAGCAUUGACAGUAUAUCAGAAGUCAACAUGGACUUCACCAUGACUCUGUACUUGAGACACUACUGGCAGGACGAUCGGCUGGCCUUCCCUUCCAGUAGCAACCGGAGCCGGACCUUUGACGCUCGGCUAGUUAAGAAGAUCUGGGUGCCGGACGUUUUCUUUGUCCACUCCAAACGUUCUUUCAUCCAUGACACAACAAUGGAGAAUAUCAUGCUGCGGGUGUACCCUGACGGCAACAUCCUCUACAGUGUCAGGAUCACCGUGACGGCUCUUUGCGCCAUGGACUUCAGUAGUUUUCCUUUGGACACGCAGAAUUGCUCUCUGGAACUGGAGAGCUACGCGUACAAUGAAAACGACCUCAUGCUCUACUGGAAGAACGGGAACGAUUCAUUAAGGACUGACGAGAUCGUGCUCUCGCAGUUUUUUAUUGAAGAAUUUCAUCCUUCCUUCGGGCUUGCCUUCUACAGCAGCACCGGUUGGUACAACAGGCUUUACAUAAACUUCAUCCUCAGGAGGCAUAUCUUCUUUUUCAUGCUGCAGACCUAUUUUCCCACCAUGCUGAUGGUGAUGCUUUCCUGGGUGUCCUUCUGGAUUGACAGGAGGGCUGUGCCCGCCCGGGUGUCACUGGGCAUAACCACAGUUCUGACCAUGUCCACCAUCAUCACAGGGGUGUCAGCCUCUAUGCCUCAGGUGUCUUAUGUAAAAGCUGUGGACAUCUACCUGUGGGCCAGCUUCCUGUUCGUCUUCCUGUCCGUCAUCGAGUAUGCCGCUGUCAAUUACUUUACCACCGUCGAGGAGAUGAAGAAGCUCAAGAGGGGAAAGAUCACUGAUGAUUUCAACGCUACUCAAAACAUGGCCUUUGAUGGAUGUUACCAUGACAAUGACAUUGACCUGAUGCCCUUCCAGGAGCUGCCCAGCACACCUAACACAGAUCCAAGUCGGGCGGCCACGUCCAGGAACUCAACCGCAGAGCCCACACCAUCAGAGGGCACCAGGUUACGGCGCAAAAAGUCCAUCAAACACAACCUCAGCUUCAUAAUGAGUAACAGCUACAUGAUUGACUCAUACUCCAGAAUCAUCUUCCCCAUGACAUACCUGCUGUUCAACAUUAUCUACUGGAGUUUAUACUCAUGAGCUUUAGACACACUAUCAGCCCAGCUGCAGUUCCCAUCCGCAUCUAGUGGAGUUUCCUCUGUACUAAGAACUAUUGACAGAACUAUACAACAGAACUUUACAACUGUUCAUUUUCUGAUAGGUUAUUCACGCCAACAACAUCAAGCCAUUUUAUUCUGUCACCCACUGGAUUAUGACCUUAACCAAUGGUGUCUACUGAAGUGCAUUGUGGGAGUUUUGGACAUUCAAGCUCUCCUGUGUGAGGGAAGAUUCAAGCUCUACUGUGGAGGCCGUUUCCUGAGAAUGUUUCUGUAAUGCACCGUUGCUUUUUAUUUGCCGGUUUAUAUAGUUACUGUGUAGUGUAAAUUUAAAUGUACAUGAAAAUGAAUGUGCACGUGUAUGUUUCACAUUGGUUUAUAUAACCAACAAAAUAAUACCAUAUUAGCUUAAAAUACAUUUAAUGUAAUUCAUACAUAUUUUGUUAUUGGUGAAAUAAUAUUUAAUUAUACAGCUAUUAUUGUGAUGCCUCAUUAAAAAAAUUAAAUUAA
Messenger RNA from Esox lucius (northern pike), 2377 nucleotides. It is a transcript of the gene gabrr3a, whose product is annotated as gamma-aminobutyric acid type A receptor subunit rho3a. The transcript has 9 exons. Gene Ontology annotation, molecular function: extracellular ligand-gated monoatomic ion channel activity; GABA-A receptor activity; neurotransmitter receptor activity. Gene Ontology annotation, cellular component: membrane; synapse; neuron projection. The record is from RefSeq and is a predicted model, not a curated record. Bases 423 to 1850 code for a protein of 475 amino acids. Gene Ontology annotation, biological process: nervous system process; regulation of membrane potential; chemical synaptic transmission. NCBI's taxonomy places the organism in Eukaryota, Metazoa, Chordata, Actinopteri, Esociformes, Esocidae.